ACGAUUGUACGGUGCACAAGAUUUUUGGUGUUAGCCACUUGUAGGUCACAUCCGAUAACCCAAAUUAUUUUUGUACUACUUAAUUUCAAAUCAUUACUUAUUGAAAUAUUUGAUAAUUAUCUUUAAAUCUAUAUUAUAACUUUAUUUUAUUUGAAAUAAAUUAUAUUAUUAAAUUUUUAAUUAAAAUGAAUCCUUGUAUAAUUCCUGAGGUCCCCAUUGAUAUCCAAGGAGACAACAGAUGGAUGAGCCAGCAUGAACGUCAUGUAUCUGAAGCGAAAGAACGUGAACCUGAUGUUAUAAUGAUUGGUGACUCAAUUAUACAGAAGUUACAGUCAAGUCCUAUAUGGAAUGAUUUAUUUGAACCCCUCCAUUGUUUAAAUUUUGGUAUUGGUGGUGAUCUAACCCAAGGAGUAUUAUGGAGAAUCCAAAGUGGCAUUCUUGAUAAUAUUAAACCAAAGGCAUGUGUUCUUCAUGUUGGUACAAACAAUUUUGGUAAUACUCCUGAUGAAAUAUCAGAAGGUAUUUUAACCAUAAUCAAAGAAAUCAAAUCCAAGCUGCCUGAGUGCUAUAUCAUUUUGCUGGAUUUAUUACCUCGUGGAGCCAGGCCAAAUGAAUUACGUAUUCGUAACUCUAAAGUUAAUGAAAUUAUACAUGAAAAAGUAAAGUCAAUUUCUCGGUUAGAAGUAAUUACUGUCAAUACAGGUCUGCUGCAAUCAGAUGAUACGCUGAGUGCUCAAGAUAUGCUGGAUUAUCUACAUCCAACUGACUCAUGUUACCGUAAAAUAUUUGAACCUGUACAUGAAUUGCUGUUACAAAUUCUCGGAGAAGCCAAAGAUAUUGACAAAGAAAUAAUUGGAACUCAGUAAAUCUGAUUUUGUAUAUGCGCAGAGAAAGCAGAAGCCUUUUGUAUUGUGAUUCUUUUAUUUCAUAUUUUCUUAUAAUUAAUUUAUGAUUUUCAUCGGGCCUAAAAUAUUUUAAAAUGUUCCUAAUUUAAUUGUAUAGACUGUUCUUUAUUUUUGGGGGGGAGGGCAGGGGCUUAAGCAAUAUGCACAAAGUUUAUCAUAAGCUAUGUUCAUUUUAGGUAUAUUUAAAUAUUGCUUCAAAGCUGAUACUAUUAAUUUUAAUUAAUUGGGGAGUUAGUAUAUUAGUCUUAUAUAUUUUAAAUCUAAUUUUGCAAGCUCUUUGUACACAUAUAUAUGUUAACAAAAAUUAGUAAUAUGUUUACUUUAACACUUAUAUUAAUAAUUUUAUAUUACCAUAUAAAUGUUGCUUAUUGCAUUUGAUUGUUUGUGAUGUAAACAUUUUCAUUAAGAAUCGCAGCAAGUUUAUGUUCAUGCAUUGCACAAAUCAUAACUUUUUUGUUGAUAAAUGUAUUUUUAUCUCAUAAUAAAAUAUAAUUAAAUACAAUUUAACCUAUCUUAGAAAACAA
Messenger RNA from Acyrthosiphon pisum (pea aphid), 1429 nucleotides. RefSeq names its product platelet-activating factor acetylhydrolase 1b, catalytic subunit 2 (gene Pafah1b2). Lineage: Eukaryota; Metazoa; Arthropoda; Insecta; Hemiptera; Aphididae. The record is from RefSeq and is marked provisional.